Ictalurus furcatus (blue catfish) is the source of this 3446-nucleotide messenger RNA. It is a transcript of the gene cacng4a, whose product is annotated as calcium channel, voltage-dependent, gamma subunit 4a. Gene Ontology annotation, biological process: neurotransmitter receptor transport, postsynaptic endosome to lysosome; calcium ion transmembrane transport; transmission of nerve impulse. The record is from RefSeq and is a predicted model, not a curated record. The transcript has 4 exons. Gene Ontology annotation, cellular component: AMPA glutamate receptor complex; postsynaptic density membrane; voltage-gated calcium channel complex. Bases 1803 to 2780 code for a protein of 325 amino acids. Gene Ontology annotation, molecular function: channel regulator activity; voltage-gated calcium channel activity. Lineage: Eukaryota; Metazoa; Chordata; Actinopteri; Siluriformes; Ictaluridae.
CACCCCACGAGACCUGUUGUUUUGGAGAUGCUCUGGCCCAGUCAUCUAACUAUGGUAAAUGGUUCCAAAGUGCUUUACACUGUGUCUCAUUCACCCAUUCACACAGACACUCACACACCAAUGGUAGCAGAGCUGCCAUGUAAGGCGCUAGCUUGCCAUCAGGAGCAACUUGGGGUUCAGUGUCUUCCAAGGACACUUCGGAGUGUGGAGUCAUGCUGGGAAUCGAACCGCCAACCCUACCAUUAGUGGACAACCCGCUCUACCCUCUUAGCCACAGCCUCCUGUCACAACUAUCACAAUUUGGCCCUUGUCAAGGUCGCUCAGAUCUUUAUGCUUGCCCAUUUUCUCUGCUUCCAACACAUCACCUUUGAGAACUGACUGUUCACUUGCUGCUUAAUAUAUCCCACCCCUUGACAGGUAUUGUAACGAGAUUAUCAAUGUAAUUGAUGUCACCUGUCAGUUGUUUAAUGUUAUGGCUGAUCGGUGAUUUCAGGAGGUAUUUACUCAUUAGUUUGAUUGUGACUUGUAUUUCUACUUCUACACUGUAAGAUCUUUUUAGCCUUAAAAUAGGAUGUUAUAUAGACUCUAUAGUCCAUCCGUCUUCUAUACCGCUUUAUCCCAGGGAGCAUCGGGCACAAGGCGGAGUACACCCUGGACAGGGUGCCAAUCCAUUGCAGGGCACAAUCACACACAUUAGACUCUAUAGUAAUAUAAUAAUAUUGUAAAGCUUACUAUGAAUUCUUGGAUAAAAAAUGAAUGGGAAACGUUAGUGAUAAUAUAAGGUUUGUUUGCGUGACUAUGGAAUCAAAAGCUGCAUGGCUGGAAAACACCAGGCAGCCAAACUGGUGAGUCUGUGAGGUUUGGUGUGUUGUGUGUUCUGAGAUGCUUUUCUGCUCACCACGAUUGUAAAGAGUGAUUAUUUGCAUUACUGUAGCCUUCCUGUCAGUUCGAGUCAUGUGUUUCACUGCUGCUCACUGGGUGUUUUUUUUUUUUUUUUUUUAGCACCAUUCAGUGUAAACUGUUGCAUGUGAAAAUCCCUGGAGAUCAUCAGUUUCUGAAAUCAUGAUAUUAUGCAUUGUGCUCCUGCAUGACAGAUGAUUAGCUGAUUGGAUAACCGCAUGGAUUUGCACGUGUACAAGUGUUCCUAAUAAAGUGGACUAGUCUUUUAAAAGAAAAGAAAUCAACAUGCCUAUCACAGUCAUGACCAUAACAUUAUAGUGUUCUGCCGGGGUUAAAGACUGAGCAGCAGUAAUACUGAAGUCACGCAGUGAGACUGAAUGGGUUGAAGGAAUUCGUUUGAAAGAACCGAAUCAGCAAAGUGACUCGUCUAUGCUUAUUACUACCCGAACGCGCGCAGUUCACAAACGGGGUGUGGAAAGGCAGCGCAAGAGCGCACGAGAGCGUCGUUUUCGUACCUCGGGGAGAAGUUUUCUAGCACUUAACGCUCGGCUUGUAUCCAUUCGAUUUUUUAUUGUUAGAGUUUUUUAUUUUAUUUUUAUUUUUUUGCAAACAGCGCUCGGAAUGAAUGCGCGUUUCAGGAUCCGCGCGUGCGCUUGUCCGUUGUGCUGAUACCCAUUGCGCGCUUUGAGCUUGGCGACGUGCUCAGAUUUUUCCAUCCCAGUGAAAAAAAAAAAAAAAGACUGAUUUUAUUUUUUUUUAAUCCAAUUAGUUUUCAACUUCAGCGCUUCAGGUUGUCUCAGGAUUAGGAUUCAGGCUCAGCACGUGCGUCCGCUGUGCGUUCGUGGUAAGAAGCGCGCGAAUGCUGAUGCCAGCGCGUGCCGGAUGAGCAUGAGUCCGCCGCCAUGGCUCGCUGUGACCGCGGCGUUCAGACUCUUCUCACGGCUCUGGGCGCGUUCACUGCCUUCAGUCUCAUGACGGUAGCCAUCGGCACGGACUACUGGCUCUACUCGCGCGCGUACGUGUGUAACGCCACCAACAGCAGCGCGGACGAAGCGGAAAACCUGCUGCAGCCUAAAAAGACCAGAGGAGACCUGACACACUCUGGCCUCUGGAGGAUCUGCUGUAUUGAAGGAAUCAACAAAGGAAGCUGUUACCGGAUCAAUCACUUCCCUGAGGAUAAUGACUAUGAUACAGACAGCUCUGAGUACAUCCUGCGGAUUGUGCGAGCAUCCAGCCUUUUCCCCAUCCUGAGCACUAUCCUGCUGCUACUGGGAGGAGUGUGUGUGGUUGUAGGACGAGUUUACAGCGGCAGGAACAACAUCCUCCUUAGUGCUGGCAUCUUGUUUGUGGCUGCAGGUCUGAGUAACAUCAUAGGCAUCAUCGUGUAUAUCUCGAGCAAUGUCGGCGACCCCAGCGACAAGAAAGGCGAAGACAAGAAGAACCAAUACAGCUACGGUUGGUCCUUCUACUCUGGCGCAUUGUCAUUCAUCGUGGCUGAAGCUGUUGGCGUGCUCGCUGUCAACAUCUACAUUGAGAGAAACAAGGAAGUGCACGUCAAGCGGCGCAACUUCAUGAAAACCGGUGUGUCAUCCUCCUCACCAUACAUGCGAAUCCCAAGUUACCGGCAGCGCAGGCGGCGCUCUCGCUCCAGUUCGCAUUCCACCGAGCCGUCUCGAGAUAACUCGCCUGUCGGACGGAAGAUGGCGGCAUCCGCACUGCCUCUAGGUGAGAUCUCCAUGUACACUCUAGGUCGAGAACACCCACUGAGGUCAGGAGGCGCAUACGGGCCCUACCCAGAACCACCCAACUUUCUGCAAGUUCACAACAGCUACGCCAAAGGCACGAAAGACGUCAUUAACCGCAGGACCACGCCCGUUUAAAUGUCUGGUUCAAGAUGGCUGAGUCUUGGUGGCACUUGGAAGUAUUAGUAUCACUAUGGCCGAGUUUCGGCAAAGUUAACAAUGAAAUGUUGAUUUGAGGGAGCGAUGUUUCUUUAACACAUGUUUUAAAGAUAACUAAUGGACGUUGUAGCAUUUUCUGAGCCAUGUUUUGGCUCUGAGUUUCAUACUGUAUAUUCAUAUGCACAGUCGGCAGUCCAAGUAGCAAUAUUUCAAUGCACUGAAUAUUGAAAUAUCGAAAUAUUAUCCCAGAAUUGUUUGAGUAUUUUCAUGUUUUAUUUUUGUCAGUAUGUUUGACACUCAAGGCCAGUUCACACUGGACACAUCAUGUCAAGCGUCACGUGUAACUGAACAUCACAGAUCAAUUUCAACUUCAAAUCCAUUUUUAAAGUUUUUCAAUCCACCCUGACACAUUAGAGAUUAGAAGCGUUUCAGUGAACAUCCUUAUCGGGUUUGCUCGUGUGGGGUUUUUUCCCACUCCUGCUCAUGCGUCAAGUGUAAACGCCACAGAAAGCCAGUGAAAUCAUAAAACCACACUUUAUAUACACUGUGUACUUUAUUUAAAAUAACAAUCUACAAAAAUGUCAUUAUGCAGCCUGUAGUUGCUAAGUGUUUGUACGCUAUGGUACUCAUUUUACCUCAACAUGG